GCAUAAAGGAAUGACGAGAGGGUAAGGAAAAUAAUGAGUGACUAAGUAUAGGUGAGGAAAGCUUAGUGACGUUGUAUGUCCGUCUACCUACCUGAGUUAGGAAAGCUAUGAGGGACGGUCGUAUCAGCGUCAGGGAACUUGAAGGGAAAGGUCUGUCAAGAUGCUGGAGAGCGGUGGUAUAUCGGAUGACACUGGGAAGGUCCUGACGCUCGAGGACCUUAUUGCGGCCAUUGACCGGCAUGAGAAGACUCCAAGCAAUGUCCCUAAGGAGGAACCCGGCGUUGAUGCAGGCGCAAUCUGUGAGUCGGUCCUUUUUAGGGGGCGACUCAAGCAAGGUUCCCAAAGGCGGUACAAGACGGUAGACCAGAAGUGCCGCCCAGUCCCCGUCCUCGUUACUGAAGACGAGGAGGUGUACUAUGAGCGAGAGCGGGGGUUGAUACGGCGGAUGAAGGGGAGAGCCUCAACAGGGCCAUGCCGUAUCAACGAAGGGAACAAGGAGAAGUUGAUCAUAGGAGAGUCCGACUUCCUAUUGUCUCAGGAACGAGCCUUGAUUGUGGAGUUAAUGAAGAAGAGGCAUCGCGCCUAUGCGUUUAGCGACGAGGAGCGCGACAGAUUGGAUGUGGAUAAGAUACCUAUGAUCCGCAUCCACACCUUGCCACACGAACCGUGGAACCUAAGAGGGGCGCGGUAUCCUAAUCCUGACGAGAAAAAGAAGGUGGUGGACUACCUCGAUGGCAAGAUAAGUACGCAUGUCGCCGACUACUCAAGUGGGCUAUACGCGUCCCCGUGGUUUUGUUUUAUCAAGCCUAACGGGACGCUGUGCCCUCAUAUCACGCAACCAUAUAUCGACGAUUUGGCGGUGAAGGGGCCGGCGGUGAAAGAGAGUGACGAAGUCUUGCCAAGGGUGAGACGUUUUGUCUGGAAGCAUAUCCAAGACCUCGAGAAAGUCCUGAGCCUGCUCGAGGAGCAUAACCUCACGGCAAGCGGGGCCAAGUCCAGACAUUGCAUGAGGGAGGCUACUAUCUUGGGUUUCGUCUACAGUGAGAAGGACCGACGACCGGAUGUGAAGAAGACGGACAAGAUUACUGAGUGGCCAGUUCCAUUCCACUCAGUAACUGAUGUCCGGAGCUUCCUUGGGACGUGCGGAUUUUGGAGGGCCUUCGUCAAGAACUUUGUCGCAAAGACUGAGCACCUGAGAAAGUUAGUUCGUCAGGAUCAGGAGUGGGUUUGGGGCGAAGAGCAGGAAGAGGUGGUGUCCAGAAUGAAGGAAGAGUUCCGAGAAGGGGGUUUGGUGUUGGGGGCGCCAGACUAUGACGUCACGGAAACGAGACCCUUCAUUGUUGAAACGGAUGCGGGACCAACUGCCUUAGGAUGGGUUUUAAUCCAGGCAGACAUGGAGGGAAAGGAAAGGCCUUUGAGAUUUGAGAGUCGGACUCCCUGUACGAUCGAGAGGAGUUAUUCUCAGUUCAAGAGGGAAACCCUUGCUGUCCUCCACUGUCUGCGAAUCUUCCGAAAUUACAUCUUCGGCAGGAGAUUUAUACUGAGAGUGGACUCAACUGCCCUGACCUACUCUCUAAGGAAUUACGUUCCAUCGGAUCCAACAGUUGCCAGAUGGCUGACGUACAUAUGGAUGUUUAACUUCGAGUUGGAACGGAUCCCUGGAAACAAGAACCGGGCGGACGAGCUGAGUCGUAUCAACUGGGAUAGCCAAGAAGGAGAGGCGAUAGAGAAUACACCCCCAGUUGAUGGAUUUUUGGAUCAAGAGGAAGAUGUCCGAGGGCAUCGAGGGGUACAGGUCACAUACGCCAAAAUAAGUGAGUUGUACUACUGGGAUGAAAUGAUGGACAUGAUUGGGAAGUUCUGCCGAUCUUGCGUGCCCUGCCAGGAGAGAUCCCGUUUGAGGCAAGGAGAGCCGCUACAUCCAAGGUUAGAGCGAGAGGUGGGGGCUGUAGUGCAUCUCGAUCUACUUUUCAUGCCGCUUGGGGAUCAGGGCUAUAACUACAUCUUCGAUGCGCAUGAUAAUCUGUCUGGCUUCGUAGACGGACGUGUCAUUCGUACGAAGACUGGGCCAAUCUUGGUUAGCUGCAUCGAGAAGUACUACCUGCGUUAUCCUUUCCUCAGGGAGUUCGUAAUGGAUAGGGGAUCGGAGUUUACCUGCCAGGAGGUGCAAGAGCUGCUAUCAAGGUCUGACUUUACGAAGACAGUCAUGCCAAGAGGAGGGAAGGGGACACGACCGCCACGAAGGCCAUUGGGGGCAUCAGGAAGAUAUGAGCGGCAUGGGCCUCGCCAUCGAGAGAGUACUCCGGUAUACGAUGAUGGGGACAUCGAGCUAUUCCUGUACAGUUUCUGGGCGCAUGCAAGGCGUAUGGGCUGGACCGUGACCCAGGUGAUUGAGAGAUUGAGGGGAGCCGACAGGUUCGAGGAGCCCAUUGCCCGAAUCUGUAGGGAGGCGACGACGAGGCCGGAGAUGGAGAUGAGGAUGCAGGAGCUACGGCCCUCGCCUGUGGGACCUGAUGGCAGGCCGAUUCGCCUAGAGAUCGGAAAUGCGGCGGACUUUAUCCCUGCCUUCGAGUGGUUCAUGCAGGGGCAGGGUACACCGAGAGAUGACUGGGCGAGGACGCGACCCCUCUGGACCAGAAAGGCGGAGAGGCCACUGGCAAGGCAGAUCAAAGAUAUGGCCCGGGAUUGGGAGAGUUGCAGAGCACACUUGAGGGAGGCCUUUCGACGGCCAGAGUCGCCUCGACCCCGAGUUGAGAGGCGCCAGAGGAGCAGGAGGCAGAGGGACCCUGAGCCCAGUGAGGCAAGUCCAUCUCGAGGGGGACGGAAAGCCCUAACCAGGAGAGAAGAGGAGUCGAAGCCUGAGGUUGAGGAGCGAGGGGCGUAUCCUGAGUGUGGACUGGGACCGGUGGAGUUCCAUAAUUUUACCGAGGGUGGAUUGAGGAGGUCGCCAGUGUGCACACAGGAGGAGGCGCCAACAUCUGAGGGGCCGCUGAGAGAGUUGAAGGCGCAUCUGGACGUCUUUCGAUGGGAAACGUCGCCUCGAGGCGAGGAGCGUGGAGGACAGGCAAAGGAGGUGCCACAAGAGGAGGUACCACGAGAGGAGGCCCGGGACACUCAAGGAGAGAGGAGGCUGGGUGAUGAGGGGAGACGUGCAGGGAAGGAAGUGAUAGAGGUUGGAGAGGACACACCCCCUCGGACGCCAGCAGUGGGUUUGAGGCCUGGGGAUACACCAGGGAGCACUCGCCAGGCAGAAGAGGGAUUGCAUAGAGAGGAGGCCCCAAUGCCUUUAUCAGAAAAGGCUCCUUCGUCAGAGAGAAGAGCAGAAAGGAGGAGAGAGACUGCAGUUGUAAGGAGAGAAGCCUUGGCCUUGAUUGACAGGCACCUAGCAACUCAUGCCCUGGAGCACUCAGACCUGGAGGAGCCAGCACCUGCAGAGCCGCGUCAGGAGCUGUGCCAGCCUGAGAAGGAGGUGGAGGCAGAGAUCCCGAAGAGGGUCGACUAUCGCACGAGGGAGAGGGCACCAGUUGGCGAAACAACUGAAGAAAAGAGGGCGAGAAGAAGCAGGAGAAUAGAAGAGAUAUGGCAGGAAAGGCAGAGGUUGGAGGCAGCGGGGACACUUCUGGAGCAGCAGCAGGAAAGGCAGAGGUUGAAGGCAGUCGGGGCACUUCCGGAGCAGCCGCAGGAAAGACAGAGCAAAGGGGAGAGGGGCUUUCUUCUCCAACAAGGGCUGGCAAGGAAAGCAGAAGAGAGGUUGGAUCGCAAGAUCAGGUUCCUUGCAAAGACCAGUUUUGAUCGGUAUCUGAUGGUGGAAAGCCAUCUGGCAGGGAAGAAGAUGAAGGAAGAAGGCCAUGGGCUACGCUUGGAGACGAUGGAGGUAGAGAUCCAGGAGCUCAGGACUCUGGUGGCUAGUCAGGCUGCCAUUAUUGAGGGCUUGAGGCAGCAGCUUCAAGGGGGAGAGGACAAGGCCGAGAGCAGCCGGCAGGGAGAGCAAAGACAGCCCGGACAGGGGUUGUCGGGGCAGCCAUCUGCAGCAGAGCCUCGCCAGGAGUCACCCAUAGGGAGAGUUAUCUUGGAACCUGAGGAGGCGAAGGCCAAGAGGGAGGCACAAAGAGAGGCCUUCGAGUUCAGAGCCCCUACUGAACUCGUGACGCUACCUAUAGUAGCGGCGGACCCAGUCAUGCCAUUGGCAGUUGAGCAGGGGCUACCACCAUCUAGCAGUGAGCCAGCUCAAGGCUCAGCAGAGGGAUCCAUGGACGUGCUCCUUGAGGCAGUGCAUACUAUGCAGGAGGAGACAAGUUUGUUUUCGCCUGAACAGAGGAUAGAGGAGCCUCUUGAGAGAGAAAUGGGGAUUGAGACAGAGGGUGUCAUUGAGGGCGGACCCCAGAGAUUGGACACGCCUUAGUAUGGGCCAGAGGGGAUUGGGGUUCGACCAGGACCGAGUACCCAGGGGUUGGAGACAAAAGUGGAGCCUUUGGAUAUGCCUGAGAGU
Messenger RNA from Chara braunii, 4489 nucleotides. NCBI's taxonomy places the organism in Eukaryota, Viridiplantae, Streptophyta, Charophyceae, Charales, Characeae. The record is from the annotation of a GenBank genome assembly.